Molecule: messenger RNA, 1015 nt
Organism: Osmia lignaria (orchard mason bee)
Lineage: Eukaryota; Metazoa; Arthropoda; Insecta; Hymenoptera; Megachilidae
Product: replication termination factor 2
Biological process (GO): mitotic DNA replication termination
Cellular component (GO): nucleus
Source: RefSeq, a predicted model, not a curated record
AGCACUGUAACACGCUACGCAUCAUUGCUCAUGCGUGAACGUUGCUCAGUCUAUAAUAACAUUUGACGUUUUUGAUAAAGUCAAGUAAUUUGUAAUCGUUUCUUAAUUUUACAAAGAAUAAUACAUAAUGGGUUGCGAUGGUGGAACUAUUCCUCGUAGGGAUGAACUUGUAAGAGUUAAAAAGAAGCCAGAACAGAAAGAUAAGGAGGCAGAAUUAGCAUUCAAAUGGAGACAUUGUUCAAUAAAACAAUUACCACUACAGGCACCAGUUGUUGGCUGUACUCUAGGACGUCUUUAUAGCAAAGAAUCUGUAUUGGAAGGUCUUCUUGAUAGAAGCACACUUCCAAAAUCAGCUGAACAUAUCAAAAGCUUAAAAGAUGUAAAGAAUUUAAAUCUGACAGGAAAUCCAGCAUUCGAUGGUAAUAAAGCUAAAAAGGGUGACUGUUAUACAGAUGAGGGUAGAAGUCCUUACAUUUGUCCAGUUAUUGGAUUGGAGAUGAAUGGCAAAUACAAGUUUUGCUUCUUAUGGUCAUGUGGAUGUGUAAUGAGUGAACGUGCACUUAAAGAAGUCAAAACUACAAUUUGUCAUCAGUGUCAGCAACCUUUUACUGAGACAGAUAUUGUUAUUAUAAAUGCAGAAGGUGAUGAUUUCAAAUUGAUGGAAACAAAUAUGAUGCUUAGAAAGACGCUUAAGAAGAAAUUUAAAAAGCAGAAACUUAGCGAGGAUAAUCAAACUGAAGAUGUUAAACAGGAAGAAGCACCAAAGAAAAAAAUUAAGAAAGAUGAUAAGGUUGCUGCCACUAAAGUAAAUAACAGAUGUGAAGCUGAAGAUCCAGCAUAUAAAAAAGUUAAAGAUAAUUACAGUGUUGCUAAAGAUCCCAAGGCAUCAGAAGUUUUUAAAAGUAUUUUUACUACUCAUAAAUCGGCAGCAGAACAAGAUAGAGCGCAUUGGAUUACAUACAAUCCAUUUUACAAUUAAAGAAUAAUUGUAAUAUAAAAAGUUUUAAAAAUGUAU